AUGGCCGAGCUGUCCGAUGUGGGGGAGAUGGAUCACCUGAUGGAUCCGGAGCGCACACCGGAAGGCAGCAACCUUCGGUGUGACGACUUGGAUUUGUGGAAGAAGGUGGAGGAGGAGCGUGGCCAGCGGUCCUGGGACCGCUACAACAAGCUCCGCGAGGGCCGUGAGGCCAGGGAGGCUGCAGAGCCCGCCCCGCGAAGGGCGGAGCGCGCAGAGCGGAUUCUCUCGGAGAGAAGUGACAGGAGACGUGAGUGCAAAGCAGACAAAGCGGAGUCUGAGCAGAUUUCGUCUGAAGGCAAAGGUCUGGAGGAUCUCUGGCAGAAAGCCGAGGCCGAGCUCCAGAGGCGACGGGCUCAGGCCGCCAACCGCGGCCUUCGGGUCUACGACAUGGCAAAGGGCAAGGGAAGAGAAGGCCUUGGCAAGGGCUCUGAGAGAUAUGAGAGAUAUGAGCGGUCCGGCUACCCGAGCAAGACUGUCCAAAGCUCCUGGCAGGGAUCCUUGCAGCUGGAAGGCGACGGCCGGCAGUACAAGGUGCUGCUGAGCCGCCGGAACCUGGACGACGUGGCGCUGCAGCAUUGGUGCCGCUGGGCCCGGCCCAAACUGGCUCGGCUCCCCAGUAGCGCGGUGGUGAUCUUGAUCGACCUUGGCUUCAACAAAAUCACGGCUCAGGGCCUUCAGCUGCUCUUGGACAUGCUUCAGGAGCUCGAGGUGCCAGUGGAGGCCUUGAGUCUUCAUCACAACCUGCUGGCGGAUGAGGCUGCUGAUGCCUUGGCCCAGUACCUGCAGCAUUCUUCGCACACGUUGUUCGAGCUCAGCCUCACGAACAACCAGAUUGGGGAGCCCGGUGCCCGAACCUUGCUCGAAGCCGCUGUACGGGCCAUGCAAAGCCCCUCAGAGCUCGAGCAGUCCGGUACAAAUGCCGUGCGCUACCCUGCCCUUCGGCAGAACAAGAAGGUUCCUCUCUGGCUCCGCCUGGGCUACAAUCGUAUCGGUGAAGGCCGGCCAGGCUUCAUACGCAACUUCCUGAAGAGGACCGAGGCGGAGCUACAAAAGAUCCGUCAGGGUUUGGGAACUGCCUCAGAGAGUCCGGAAGAGGAUCCCUGGGCAAGCUUUGCCGGCCUCCGGGCGGGGGGCACCCGUGUGCCAGACAGCUCCACCCAUAUCUUCUGUGAGGCACUUUCGGGCCUGGGCUGCGAUCAGAAGUGUUGUACCCAGCUCUACCCAGAAGUGAAUGGGUUCCCAGCUGGCCCAGCAGUGCACCUUUUCCAGUUAGACCAGCAGCUCGAGCGGGAGAGCUCACUCUCCUGGCAGCAGCCCCGUCCUCUCCGCCGACACGAGGAGGGCAAGGGCCAGAAGGGCCACAAGGGCCAGAAAGGUGAGCGGGGUGGCAAGGGCAAGCCCGGCAAGUUCUUGGACAAUUUCAAAGCUCCCUCCCGCUCCGAUGGCUCCGAGGAGCACCCAAGAGAAGGAAGGGAAGAGCCUGAGAGCCGCCUGGAUGACAAGGAGCUGCGGAGCCUCUUCGACCUGAGCGCAGCCCACGAAGGUGAGAAGGCGAGUCCCAGCUCGCGAAGCAGGGGCACCCUCGCCUUCGUUUUGCGGGACGUCCUCGAGCCCGAGAACUUGGGACGCGAGGUCUCCCUGUGGCCGCUGCGCUCCGGAGAUGCGGUUCGAGUCUUAUACCAAGGAUCGGAGGAUCUCGGAGAUUGUGGCUAUGUCUUUGCCUCUUUCAAUGGCCGAGAAGGUUGGGUUCCAGCUACGGCCAUCUCCGGGCAUUGGAGAGACAAACCCUAA
Symbiodinium natans is the source of this 1791-nucleotide messenger RNA. The record is from the annotation of a GenBank genome assembly. Lineage: Eukaryota; Dinophyceae; Suessiales; Symbiodiniaceae.